This is a messenger RNA of Symbiodinium sp. CCMP2456, 990 nucleotides long. Lineage: Eukaryota; Dinophyceae; Suessiales; Symbiodiniaceae. The record is from the annotation of a GenBank genome assembly.
AUGGAAUUGCGUACGGAAUGCGUGCUGCUCAGUGGCGACGUUGAGGCUGCGCUACUGUGCCGCUCCUUGGGGCAGCUUCAGCGCCGCUCGUCUCGCAAAGAGCUCGGGUUAGAUGCUGUAAUCCCUCAGCCCAGUCACUUUCGCACUUUGGUGCUCCUGCUGGCGCUGUGGGAUGAUGCUGUGGCCAGCAUUGACGGCGAUCGAGCUGUGCCGGCGACGAAUGGCCGCAUGGGUGGCGAGACUCCGUUGCUCGUUGCCUUUGAAGUCAUGGGCUGGGGCUGGGACCCUGUCUUUUGUCUUCGCUGGACCGGCUGUGUCAAAUCCAAGACUUUCUUGCCUUUCAAGUUCUUUCGGCUCGCUGAACGUCCUCACGGAUGGUGCAGCUGUGCCACCAUCCACUUGGUGCCGAAUCACGGCAGAAUUGCGAAAACCACAUUGUCUGUGCCACCGUGUGGCGAGAGCCUGGCGAGGCGUCUGAACGACAGUGCUUACGACCACGCGUUGAUGUGGGAGCUGUCAGGGUUCCGCGGCUUGCCCGCGGUCGUGAGUUUUUACGAGGACGCCUCGUAUUCAUUGUGGGUGACCCCUAGGCGUGCUGGCUCUGCCCUCGUGGCGCCGUCGCCCUCGCUGCCUUCGCGUGUUCGCACCUCCUCCGAGGCCCAGGUUCUGCUUUGCAAAGGUGGGCGCAAGCUGCACAGGCUCUCCGCAACAUCCCGAGUAGGGGUUUGGGAAGUUCUAAACUCGCCAGCUCUGUGGGAGCCUCAGUUCACGGUUCGUUGCAGCUGGGGCGAUGUCGUGUCGCUGGCCUUAGGCUGGGAUGCGCCUUUGCCCCUGAAUGGCGGGGACCGCUUAGACGGCGAGGCAGAGCUCUCUGCCAGAUGGCAGAAAGUGCUGGGUGAUCGUUCUCUUGCAGAGCUAACACGGAGCGAACUGCGAGCUCUUUUCAUACUUGGGCACCGAAUACCCUGGCAGUACAGGCCGGAAGCAUGA